UACUCUUUAUAUAUUGAUAUUUCUAUUAAACUUGGGGCGGUCUGUUUCAAGAACUGAAACACUAUUUGUGGCAAGUCCCUUUUGAAUUGAGUCUUGCUUUGAUUACCUAAUAAAAUCAUGUGUCAUAAGAAUCGCACAGCACUACUACACGUGCAAGUCAGGUGCAUUAAGCCCGGGAAGCUGUUUCUGCUUCUUAUGCUUCUUGUGCUUCUUGUGCCUCUUCUUUUGCUUUUGUUUGUGUGCUCACCACAAUGCCAAAUAACGUCUCAAGUGAUUCAAUUCCUUUGUUCAGGCCUUUUCAUUUUCUUUCUCCUAACAAUGCCCAACAACAGCUUCCAGGCUCUUAUCCUGGAAUGCCUUCCUCCACCAACUCCAGAUCUUUCUCCAAAUACUUUAACUCAAAAAAUUUCUUUGUGUUGUUGAGGUCAGCAAGGAACCUCUUUCUUUUAAUUUUUUUCUAUUUGCCCUUUAGAUUGAUUUUUUAUCUAUUGAAGAUUCUUUCUUUAUUUUAUUUUGUCUAUUUGAAGAAGAUUUUGUCUUCUUUUUUCAACUAUAGCAAUGAUAACUUGAAUAAUCAAAUUGAUGAUAAUGCUUCUCAAUUCAUUGAGAGUUUUAAUAAAAUGGCGGAUACAAUUAUAAACAAUAACAGCAACAACAGCAACAACAACAACAACAAUAAUAAUCAUAAUAAUAAUAAUAAUAACAAUAUUGUUAUUCAUUCUGAUAUUAACUCUAGCACUAAGAAUAAUAAUUCUAAUAAUAAUUCUAAUAUCAAUUCUAACAAUAAUUCUAAUAACAAUUCUAAUAAUAAUAUUUAUACCGAUAAUUCUCACACUAAUGCUUACAACGAUAUUUAUUUUCAUAAUCAACUUGUGAAACCACAAUUUUUUAAUGGAACAUACUCUGAGGCAUUAUAUUUAACUAGAAAAAAUUACUUAUUUUUACUUGUCUUUAUAACCUCAGAAUACAACCAUUAUAAUCGACUUUUUAUUCAAAAUAUUUUGCUCAAUUAUAAAUUUAAUAAAUUUCUAAAAAAAAAUAACAUCUUAUUAUAUGGUGGUAAUAUCUCAAAAUCUGAAAUAUUUCAAGUAUCAAAUUUAUUAAAUUCAAAUAAAUUACCCUUUUUAGCUUUACUUUGUUUAACUGUAUCUCAAUCCCAACAAUUUAACAAUAAUUUUUCUAAUCCAAAAAUCUCAAUAAUAGCUAGAGUUCAAGGUAUUAACGAUUUAAACUUAAUUUUAAACAAAUUUAAUUCCCAAAUAAACAAGUAUAAACCGAAUUUACUUAAAAUUAAAUUGGAACAAGAUAAAAUUAAUUAUAAUAAACUAAUCAAGUCUAAACAAGAUCAUGAUUAUCAAGUGUCUUUACUUAAAGAUCGAAAAAAAAAAUUGCUCCUUCAAAAAAAAUCUUUAUAUUUAAGAAAAAAAAAUUUAUUUUUAAUUAAAAAUUUAAUUGAUAAUCAAAACUUGUUAACCCAACAAGACAAGUUGUUAAAUCGCGAUAAUUACGUCACCAUUGCCAUCAGAUUAUCUUCAGAUCUAAAUAACAAAAGAUUUUUAAGAAGAUUUAAUAAAAAUUGUAAAAUUCUUGAUAUUUAUAUUUUAAUUGAAGCUUUAAUCAAAAAUUUAAUAAUUUAUGAUUUAGAUCAUUUAAAUGAUUUAAAAAAUUUGCUAAUAGAUCAUGAUAACCAAAUAAUUAAACAAAACAUUAACUACAUCAAUAACAAUAACAAUAACAAUAACGAUGGCAACAACGACGACGACAACGAUAAGCUUGAUUCCAAUUUUGUUUAUAAAUUUAACUUUAAAAUAUACUCCCUAAUUCCAAGGGUUUAUCUUGAACCAAGUGAUAUCCUAUUGAAGGAUUGCGAGUAUGUUUGCCCCAGCGGAAAUUUAAUAGUUGAAAGCAGCAAUGGAGACAAUAAUAAAGAAAAUAAUGAUAUUACUGACAGUGAAAAUUAAAAAAGUAACUUCCUACUGAUAAAAUUUUAUAUUUAUUUCACACAACAACCUUUUUUUUCUUGCUUUUAUAGUUGUUUGUACCCUAUCCAAAAUCUGUAUUUGAAACCUUUGGCCUGUUCAACUAAUUGAAAUGCAACGAUCUUUUUCUGCAAUUUUCUGAACCAGAUUUGGAUUUACUGCUCAUACAAUACACAUCUGUGUAUCACUCGGUGGGCCCGUAGCCGUACACGUAACAUCGCGACGGUGCAUCUCUUCCGACACACGGCUUUUCUUUGUAUUACUCUCAUGACUCCGGCAUCGCCGUAGAAGCU
Molecule: messenger RNA, 2272 nt
Organism: Ascoidea rubescens DSM 1968
Lineage: Eukaryota; Fungi; Ascomycota; Saccharomycetes; Ascoideales; Ascoideaceae
Exons: 1
Coding region: 252-1961 (569 amino acids)
Cellular component (GO): endoplasmic reticulum
Molecular function (GO): ubiquitin binding
Source: RefSeq, a predicted model, not a curated record